Molecule: messenger RNA, 649 nt
Organism: Passer montanus (Eurasian tree sparrow)
Lineage: Eukaryota; Metazoa; Chordata; Aves; Passeriformes; Passeridae
Gene: EIF1
Product: eukaryotic translation initiation factor 1
Exons: 4
Coding region: 132-473 (113 amino acids)
Biological process (GO): translational initiation
Cellular component (GO): eukaryotic 43S preinitiation complex
Molecular function (GO): translation initiation factor activity; ribosomal small subunit binding; RNA binding
Source: RefSeq, a predicted model, not a curated record
CAGUCCCGCCCCCCUGACACUGCCUCGAGCCGCCGCCGCGAGAGCAUCCUCCGCCCAGAGCCGCUCCCGCCGCCACAGCCGCCCCCGCCGCCGCCGCCGCCGCCUCCGCCGAGGGAAGGGAAGCGUAUCGUAUGUCCGCUAUCCAGAACCUCCAGCCCUUCGACCCCUUUGCGGAUGCAAGUAAGGGUGAUGACCUGCUCCCGGCCGGCACUGAGGACUACAUCCAUAUAAGGAUCCAGCAGCGCAACGGCAGGAAGACCCUCACCACAGUCCAGGGCAUCGCGGAUGACUACGAUAAAAAGAAACUGGUGAAGGCCUUCAAGAAGAAAUUUGCCUGCAAUGGUACUGUAAUUGAGCACCCCGAGUAUGGAGAAGUGAUUCAGUUGCAGGGUGACCAGCGCAAGAACAUCUGCCAGUUCCUUGUGGAGAUUGGACUGGCUAAAGACGACCAGCUGAAGGUCCACGGGUUUUAAGUGCCUGUGGGCCCCUGGAGCUUUGUGCAAGAAGAUAUCCUUACCAUGAACUUGCCACCUGUCCCUUGUGAUAAGUUUAAAACCAGCCGGUUUGUGUAAUGUAACGAUCUUGGGUCCACUCGUGGGUCUGGACUGUUGUAAUUGGUGAUGUAAUAAACUGACACGAGCCCAUGCUA